This is a messenger RNA of Osmia bicornis bicornis, 4140 nucleotides long. It is a transcript of the gene Tao, whose product is annotated as serine/threonine-protein kinase Tao. Gene Ontology annotation, molecular function: ATP binding; protein kinase activity. The record is from RefSeq and is a predicted model, not a curated record. Gene Ontology annotation, biological process: protein phosphorylation. The transcript has 12 exons. The coding region runs from base 461 to 3154 and encodes 897 amino acids. Lineage: Eukaryota; Metazoa; Arthropoda; Insecta; Hymenoptera; Megachilidae.
CGCCUGUUGUAGAAUACACCCAGGCUAGGCGAAAAGGCGUCAAAAAGUUUGCGAAUUCUCGUGUGUCCGGCUGACGGUGGGUGCCGUAUUGUUGCGUUGCCGCGGAUUGUCGCGUCUCGCGCGUCUGUGCGUACGUGCGUGACACGUACGAGGCGUGUACUUUUUCCGGGGUGCGUUGUAAUUGCAUGUAAAAGAAUUGUGAUCCUCAGAUCUUAAUAUGCUCGAAGGAUCGGCCAACUUUUGGAAAAAGAGGUGCUCCGCCUGAAGAGAGUACUCGGAGCUGCGCGCAUGCUUCCGUGCCUGCUCCCUCGCCAUUUUGGAGAUAGAAUGUUAAAUUUUGGAAUGGACUGACAGAGGAUUAAGUAAGAUUAACAAAUUUAGGAUAGAAGAUUAAAAGACAAGAAGACGUCUAACGGUGUCUGAAAUAGGCCUCGGCCAUUUAAUCAUUAAUACCUCUACUAUGCCAGCUGUUCCAAGGCCUGGUAGCCUUAAGGACCCAGAGAUUGCUGAAUUAUUUGAGAAAAAUGAUCCGGAGAAAAUAUUUGAGGACUUACGUGAAAUCGGUCAUGGCAGUUUUGGGGCUGUUUAUUAUGCACGAUGUUUGGUUACCAAAGAAAUUGUUGCCAUCAAAAAGAUGUCUUAUUUGGGAAAACAAACUGUUGAAAAGUGGCAAGAUAUCUUGAAAGAAAUUAGAUUUCUUAGGCAACUGAACCAUCCUAACACAAUAAAGUAUAAGGGCUGUUAUCUCAGGGACCAUACUGCCUGGUUGGUGAUGGAAUAUUGCCUUGGUUCUGCAUCUGACAUUAUUGAAGUUCAUAAAAGACCAUUGAAAGAAGAUGAAAUAGCUGCAAUUUGUGAUGGUGUGCUACGUGGUUUAUAUUAUCUUCAUUCCCUUGGAAGAAUUCAUAGAGAUGUAAAAGCUGGAAAUAUUUUACUUACUGAAAAUGGAACAGUGAAAUUGGCAGACUUUGGAUCAGCAAGUAUAAAGUGUCCAGCAAAUAGUUUUGUAGGAACUCCUUAUUGGAUGGCACCAGAAGUGAUAUUAGCUAUGGAUGAAGGGCAAUAUGAUGGAAAAGUGGACGUAUGGUCCUUAGGGAUAACAUGUAUUGAAUUAGCGGAACGGAAACCACCGUAUUUCAACAUGAAUGCUAUGAGUGCUUUGUAUCAUAUUGCUCAGAAUGACACACCAACUUUAAAUUCUGCAGAUUGGUCAGAUGUUUUUCGACAUUUUGUCGAAGUGUGUCUUACUAAAAGUCCAACUGAAAGGCCAACCUCUGGUAAACUGUUAUCACAUCAAUUUGUCACCAGAACACGUUCUCCGCAAGUUCUGAUAGAUUUAAUCCAACGAACAAAAGCUGCUGUCAGAGAACUGGAUAAUUUAAAUUAUCGAAAGAUGAAGAAAAUUUUAAUGGUCGACGCUUGCGAGACUGAAAGUACAGUUGGCGAUGCUGAUGACACUCCUGAUGAACAAACAGGUGGUGAUAGUAGCAAAAGUAAUUCAAUUACUUCGGAGCACUCAAUUCAUUCGAUGGGUGUUUCUGCAAGCUCUCAAAGUUCCUCCACCAAUAGCCUGCCACUGCCAAAUGCUGAUGCAAAUGAUUAUUCCACGGGAUCUGUACGGAAUCGACACAAAAUACCAGCAGGUGGUGUCACUGCCAAUCUUCUUGAACAUGGUGCCAAUAACUUCGCAACAAUUAGGACAACAUCGAUUGUGACUAAACAACAAAAAGAACAUAUGCAAGAAGAAAUGCAUGAACAAAUGAGUGGAUAUAAGAGAAUGAGACGGGAACAUCAAGGAGCUUUGGUAAAAUUGGAAGAACGAUGUAAAAUGGAGAUGGAGUCCCACAAACAAUUAUUAGACAAAGAAUACGAAACUCUUCUACAACAGUUUAGUAAAGAAUUAGAAAAGCUUCAAUUAAGGCAUUUGCAAGAGCUAGAACGUAAAUUGAAACAAAACCAAAAUGCAGAGAAGAAGCUUCAUAAAGAGAUUACAAGUAGACAAGAGGCUGAUCGGAAAGCAUUGGAAGCACAGCAAAAGAAAGAGUACAAAGCUUACAAAGAGAGAUGGAAAAAAGAAUUAUCCCAAGAUGAAGUUACGCCGAAACGACAACGAGAUGCUACGCUUCAAAGCCAAAAAGAUAAUUUCCGACAAAUGGAAGCGCAAGAAGAACAACGACUUGCAAGAGGACAAAGAGAAUACCUUGAUCUUGAAAUUCGUAAAUUCCGUAGAAAAAAGUUACUCAUUUUUCAUAGUUUAGAGCAAGAACUACUGCGAGAAGAAUUAAAUAAGAGACAACAACAGUUGGAACAAGCGCAUAAUAUGUUGUUACGACAUCAUGAAAAGACACAAGAGCUGGAAUAUAGACAGCAAAGAGCCGUUCAUGCUCUUCGAGAAGAUCAAGUUCUUCGGCAACAUGCUACUGAGCUUUCAAAUCAACAAGAUUACAUGCAAAGAGCAGAGCGCGACUUGCGCAAGAAACACGCGCUAGAACUCAAACAGCAACCCAAGAGCCUCAAACAAAAAGAAAUGCAGAUUCGAAAACAGUUUAGGGAGACGUGUAAAAUACAAACGCGGCAAUAUAAGGCAUUGAAGGCUCAAAUAUUACAAACAACAGCUAAAGAAGAACAAAAAGCCGUUAUUAAAAAGUUAAAAGAAGAACAGAGAAGAAAAUUAGCUCUGCUGGGUGACCAGUAUGAACAAAGUAUUGCCGAAAUGCUCCAAAAACAAAGCAUACGUUUAGAUGAGUCGCAAGAAGUUGAAUGUCAUAACCUUAAGGAAAGGUUAAAUUAUGAAUUAGAAAUACUAAUGGCAUACCAAUCUAAAAAUAAAAUGCAAGCUGAAGCGCAAAGAAAUAGGGAGCGUCGUGAAUUAGAAGAACGAGUCUCAGUUAGGCGAGCUUUACUUGAACAGAAAAUGGAACUUGAAACUCAGGAAUUUCUUCGUGAACGCAGUGAACGGAUACGUUUACUACAUGAAAGACAGGAACGCGAGUUACAACAAUUUGAUGAGGAAAGUGCAAGAAUAGGCUUCAGUGCUCUGGCGAUAGCUGAGGCAUCAAAAGAAACUUAUUCAGAUGAUGAAAGCCUUAGUGGCUCAAUGUUAAGUCUGGCUCACAGUAAUAGUUCUACAUCCUUCCCCCCUAAUAGUCUUUAAUUUUAAUCAUAUUAAUAGAAUAUGUAUGUAUGUACGUUUGCCUGUAGUGAAUGCAUAACGAGCCUACCGACGUUUAAUUCAAUGACUUACAUACAUAGCAAAAGUUGGCUCGUUACAUGUAUCGACCCAAACCUAAGAGGUUUGUUAGGGUUGGGAAUGUGUAUUGGACUGAAAUUAAUGUACCAGCAUAUUUUUUAAUUAUCAAAAUAUGUCAAUGUGAUCUAUCUGGAAAGAGAGCUUCAUAUUGAAGAAGAACUUAGAUGCUUUUUGCAACGUUGUAAUAUUUAUUAAUCAUAUCUAAAUACCUUGUGAAUUAAAUAGGAGUAAAAAGAAAGAAAAUCUUUUAAGUAUCAGUCUUAUCUACUAUACUGAAAAAUAAAUCUUAAUGUUUUUGGGCUUUGAAGUAAGCCGGGCUAUUAUAGCAUACAGAAAAUUUUAUAUGCGACUACAGAAAAUGUUUAGAAACAUUUAUUUAUCAAUAUCUUGCAAUUAUAAUAAAACAAAACAAACAGUAUAAUUAUAAGCUCGACUUAUACGUUUGAUUUUGACUAGUUGAAGAUUUGAAAUAAGAACGAUACGGAAUAAUAUUUUCGGUAAGAUUUGAACCAAUUCUUGGUCUAGUAUUAAAUGAUCUUACCGAUAAUUGUGUACGUUGAUUUUUGCAGACCUUAUUUCAAGCUUUCAAUGACAUUUAGUUUGAUUUAACAAAAACUGAGUGAGUCGAUUUAUUUAUUUUAAUUGCAUUCUUAAUGCAGUUAAUGAAUUUACAACAUGACAAAUAAUAGAAAGAUUUAGUUGCAGUAUCCUAUGUUGUAGUUUAUGAUAGUGUAUUCAUGAUAGAGAAUAUUUGUUAUUUCAAUGGGAGAUUAAUUUCUAAAAUUGAAAGACACUUUUUUACUAUUUUAUACAAUUUGUUUAACAUUGCUAAAAAGGAAUGUCAAUAUCAAAAACUAAAUUGAUAAUAAAAUUAUUGUUGAAUUACCAGA